AUGACAUUUGAUUUUUAUGUUUUGAGUGUGAGGGAAGAAAAGACUGUGGAGUGGCUGCACGUGGAGGAGGGGCUGAGCGACAAGCCGAGAGUGUACCAGGGCGUCCGCGUGAAGACCACUGUCAAAGAGCUGCUGCAGAGGCACAGAGCCCGCGAGGCCAACAGUAAAAAACUCAAAACGAUAUCCCAGGCUUGUCUGGAGCUUCAGGAUCUUUGCGCGUCCACUUUGCCAAACUUCGUCCCGUCACCUCGCUAUGUGGACCCUCCUCCCGCCGCCACCACCGCCACCACCAUCACCACCAUCACACCAGCGGACGCGAGCAGCAGCUGUGGUGCGCGAGCCCUCCAGCUGCGCACCGCCCCGUACCCGGUCCCUGCCACUAAUAGCGCGUGCAACACCACCCAGAUGCAGGGGGACACGUUUAACGACAUCCAGCAGCAGUUUGGGGACGUGAUGUUGCCCGGCAACUGCUACAGUAACAGCAGCAGCAACAACAACAUCGGCGGCGGCGGCGGCUACAACACCUCCCUGCCUCCCCCUCCUGCCUUCCCGCUGCCCUGGUGCCACGGUCUCUCCUCAGAUGCGGAUUACUAUGGGAAUGGGAUGGCUCCCUGCUCCUCGCCAGAGUUGCUGAAGCUCUGCAGCCCCGUGGAUCACAACAGCUACUCGCCGCAGGACUCUUUCUCCUCCUCCUCCUCCUCCUGCUACGACUCGCCCACCAGGAUGGAGUCCAGCUACCACGGCUUCCCCUCAGAGCACUACCACUACCAACACUGCACCCUCCAGGACUGUUACUGCCUGCCCCACUGUUGGCCGGGGCAGCAGGAGAGCUACUCUGCCCCCGAGUUCACUCCGUACUACAACCCCUCAGACUAUCCCUACGCCUGUCCCGGGGAGGAGAACUAUUUCAAGAGGGAUUUGCAGAUGAGCUCUGAGAUGUGUUACAAUGUGCUAUGAUGAGACUCGCUGUCUCCUCGCUGUAAAUACGAUCCCCUUUGCUUUUCAGUGUGCUCUUGUUGGCUUGUGCUUUGGUGGAGUGAAGAUGAUGAAUGCUGAAUGGAUGGAAAAGCUGAUAUUUUUGUAUUGAUUACUGUUUUUUUUUUUUUUUUACUAUUUAGAUUUAUUUUCAUACACAUAACUUG
Messenger RNA from Seriola dumerili (greater amberjack), 1142 nucleotides. It is a transcript of the gene pou2af3, whose product is annotated as colorectal cancer associated 2. The record is from RefSeq and is a predicted model, not a curated record. Lineage: Eukaryota; Metazoa; Chordata; Actinopteri; Carangiformes; Carangidae. The coding region runs from base 1 to 957 and encodes 318 amino acids. Gene Ontology annotation, cellular component: cytoplasm. The transcript is spliced from 5 exons. Gene Ontology annotation, molecular function: DNA binding; POU domain binding.